Molecule: messenger RNA, 1391 nt
Organism: Indicator indicator
Lineage: Eukaryota; Metazoa; Chordata; Aves; Piciformes; Indicatoridae
Gene: HIGD1A
Product: HIG1 hypoxia inducible domain family member 1A
Exons: 4
Coding region: 33-320 (95 amino acids)
Biological process (GO): mitochondrial respirasome assembly; negative regulation of apoptotic process
Cellular component (GO): mitochondrion
Source: RefSeq, a predicted model, not a curated record
ACCGGGCACGGGAACAGCAGCAGCGUGCCACCAUGUCAUCCAGCCAGGAUUCUGUUCUCUCCGAGUAUGAGUCGGACAGCAGCCAGACCUCAAAGCUGUUAAGGAAAUUUAAAGAGACACCAUUUGUACCCAUUGGGAUGGUUGGCUUCACCUUGGUGGUUGGCUACGGGCUGUACAGACUGAAGCACAGAGGCCAGAUGAAAAUGUCACUUCACCUGAUUCACACACGUGUGGCAGCCCAGGGCUUUGCUGUGGGAGCCUUAACGUGUGGUGUCCUGUAUUCAAUGUUCCGGGAGCAUGUCUUGAAGCCCAAGGAGUAACUGAAAGCUGACUGAAAUCCCUGUCCUGGUGGUGACCUGUGUGCUGCAGCUAGAAACUUCAUAUGGAGGGGUUCUUGAGGAAAAAAAUAAUACACAUUAGUGCAAAUUGCCCUGGUUUUGUGGAUGGUACACUGUCUUGAAGCUGGCAGCCUAAAUGACUGUGCACUCUGAGAGUGGGUAUCAGAGUCUGUGUCUUUUUGAAUUGGAACAAUCAUAUCCCAGUUUUUAGGGGAUAUAGUAGAAUUCAAUCCCUUUAUCUUCCCUUCAGCUCUCAGCUCAGUCCUGAAAUUGAUGACUUCUUUUGCUGCCGUUGCCCAAAACGCUGCACAAAGUCUGAACUAGCUUCUGCUAGGCCUUGGGGAGAACAUAGAGGGCAUGCCUGUAAUACAGUAUUGUGAAGGCUUUACUGUCAUUUUCUAUCCUGUAUAUUUGUCAGCCUCCAGCUUUGUGAUUUAGAAGCUUCCAGUAGCACUAAAUGACUUCUAAAAUGUUCAGAGAUAUAAAGAUCUAUUUUUUUUUAUUUAAGGCAUUUAAGGUGAGUUGCAGCUAUUUAAAUGUUAUAUUUAUUCAUUGUUAAUGAAGCCACAGCCUCCCUAUUUUUACUACAGAUUUUCACAGACUCUUGGAUGACUCUGUUUUGUAACUUUAUUUAGUGUUCUUCUGAAUAACAUUUAAAUGCAACAUUUAAAAUACAUAUUGUGAAAACUAUAUCUCUAUUUGGUGUUCCAAUGCUUUUAGUUGAAGUAUACAGUCUAGCUCUGAUUUGUGCAGUGUCAUUCCCCAUGGAAAUUUAAACCCAUUUAAAUCUGAAAAGCCCCUGUUCACUUGAUGAGGUGUUAAGGCCCUUCUCUGUAAAUUGCCACUGUUAAUUUACACUCAAACCCCUUGUAUCUCCAACAGCAGUCACAAAAUAAAUGUGUUGAUAAAGCCAAUUUGUAAACCCCUCAUUUUCUGUCCUAUUAGCUUACAUUCCAUGGUGACAGUAUGGCUCUUUGUAACCAUUACCACAAGGUACAUACUGCACCUCUCUGGCACUGUACAGAGCAGUGGGAGAUGAAAUAAGAAUAAAUG